AACACGGCCUGGGACAGCUCACUGAGAAACGCAUCUACCUCAAUAGUAAACUGCCAUCCUGGGUGAGUGUGUUUGUCCCCAGGGUCUUCUAUGUGACAGAGAAGGCCUGGAACUUCUACCCUUACACCAUCACAGAGUACUCAGUCUCCUUCCUUCCCAAGUUCAGCAUCCGUAUUGAGACCAGUUUGAGAACAACAAUGGUGACAACAAUAAUGUGUAUUGGAGACAGGCCCACCCCUGCAGAGAGCGACCUGAGUGCGCUGGGGUGUCUGAGAAGGAUGGGCCGAGCCCGCCUGGUGGAAGGGUGGCGCCUGAGUCGCUGGGUGUCUGAGAAGAAUGGGCCGAGGCCCCGGUGGAAGGGUGGCGUAAGGACAGCACCCCAUCAUGUGCUCUAUAAGAGGGUGCAGUGCAGUUUCGAAGUCUACGGCUUCCAGGGCAAGACUGAGGACUUCAUACACAGGAACAUCCAGGACAUCCUACUGGUGGGCCACAGACAGGCUGUGGCCUGGACAGACGAAUGGCACGGGAUGAGUUUGGAGGAUGUGAGAGAGUAUGAGCGACAGAUACAGGAACAGACCAACAGCAAACUCAAAUCAACCCAGAACAACAACACAGCCCCUCGUCCGGCAUACUCGCGCUCUAUGUCCGUCACAGAUGAGCGCUCUCUGAAGAAGAUGGGAGUGAAGACUAUGGCCAUGUCAGACCCCUCCACCUCCACACUGCCUCAUAGCACUGUCCGCCUUAACUCCACCCCCGAGUAACACACACACGUUCAUACUGAUGCAUCAAUUCCUGCCUGCUUAAACCCUCCGUGACAGUAACUACACUGCAGCCAUUCCUUUUUUUUACGGCCAUCCACCACAAACACAUUUAACCAAUAAAGCUACACUGUCCACAGAAGCAGCACUUAGAGCACUCAGGUCCUACCCCUUUCUCCAGCUGUAACUAUAUAACCCAACCCCCUGUCC
Molecule: messenger RNA, 968 nt
Organism: Salvelinus sp. IW2-2015
Lineage: Eukaryota; Metazoa; Chordata; Actinopteri; Salmoniformes; Salmonidae
Source: RefSeq, a predicted model, not a curated record